AUCUUUGUUUGAAGGAAAGCAGCUUAUGUUUGUUGUGUUGUGUCUCCACCUCCUCCAAAGCUAUGACUUUUGCACACAAAAACACACUCUCUCUCUUCUCAAUUGGGUUGUUUUUGUAAAUUGAAGAUUACUACCCUCUCUUUAAUCUCUCCUCACAUUUUUCAUUUUUAUUUCUAUCUCAUUUUUUCUCAGAUAUAUCAUUUCAUUCUUUUCUUCCUUCACCAACAGCAACAACACCCUCUCUUCUUUUUCUCUUUUCCAUUUUUUCACUAUCCCUCUCUUUUUGUUAAUUUUCUGUAAAACAGACACAACAUAAAACAAAAACAUCCUCAAAACCAACAUGGGUUUGGGUUCUUUCCUUGUUUUUUCAGUUACUCAUCGCAUGUUUUUCUCAUAGAUCUGCCUUGUUUCAUUUUCAUCUGAUCAGCUAAACUUUGUGCAUUGUUGUAUUGAGGAAAUUGUUUCAAAUAUUUAACUGUAUUGAGUUGGGAAACAUAUACAUUUCUCAAUGCAAGGGCAGAGAGGCGCAAUUGGUUCCUCCUCUGAAACCUUUGAGUUCGAUUGUGGAUCUUCAUCAAGUACUGCUGCAGUUGAUCAGCAUCAGCACAUUUUUUGGAAUAAUAUGCGCACUCCAGCCGAAAAUCGGAUACCUGAAUUUAUACUUCCUCCCAGUGAUAUGAACCAAUCUCAUGGGAAUUCUGUAAACCAUGAAUGGCAGAACUUGAGUGGAUGGAGCUUAGGCGAACCAAGUUCCAGUAAUACACAGAAUGAAGCUAACAACAAUGAGCUGAAACGGGAGUUAGGGUUAUCACCUCCGAUAAAUGGCAAUGCUUUUACUGGUCCAAGACUAGAAGAAAGGCACUUCGAAUCAACUAAUGCAUUUUCAUUGGAUAAUGUCAAUACAGGUCCUAUGUAUAUGUGCAGCUCCAAUUCUCAUUUGGUGCCGCAAAGUCUCAAUUUAAAUGCUGCUUUAGCGGAUAAUGUUGGUGAUAAUAAUAGCUAUCAUGUGGAAGUUGAUCAUCCUAACGUGACCAAAUCUAGUGGUCCGCUGAAUGAGCAUCUUCCACCUCCGAUUAGUUCUGGCUCUUUUUUGCUUCCUUCUGCAAGUAAUAGCAUUUUUGUUGGGGAUACUGAUGGUAGGCCAGGUUGUUCUCUAGACACCCGCCGUGUGUCUUGUAAAAGAAAGGCAGUCGAAGGAAAUGUUGGACAAUCUUCUAACGGUGGAAGUUCUAGCUAUAGUCAGCAUACAGAUGGAAGUGCUUGGAAUACUCUUCCUACUCAGGAUUAUGAAGGGGGCAGUUUUAACAGAUCAGCACCGGCAGAACAGGUUACUGCAAGACUUGGCCUUGCUAUCGGGGGAGGAUCUUCUGAAACCAUACCUGAAUCAACCGUUGCAGGAAACUCAGAAAGCUUCCACAGAAAUUUUCGUUUGAGGCUAAAUCCUUCAAGCCAACAAAUUUCUCUGCCUCAACCCACAUUCUCAAACGGGAGUGUGAUCAGGAAUUCCAGUGUUCCUACAUCUUCUCCAAUAUUGCAAAGGUUCAACCCUAUCGAUAAUCCUGUGGACUUGAGGUCAGUACAACCGGUAGAUCUCAUGCUUCCUCAAAGCCAGCCACUUCUUGUUCAUGUUCCUUCUUUACCAAGGAGCGCGCAAUCAGUUAGGUGGAGCGGUGGUUCUAGCUCAACAAACAACCAUUCGUCAAAUUCAGUUUUAGGCCUAGAUAGGGAUAAUCAACCACAUGAAGGAGCAAGCUCAAGAACUAUGGCUAGAAACAUUUUAGAUCACCCGCUUUUUGUACCUGCAAAUGUACGAAACGCAGCUCGAAAUCCAACAAGACCUUCGAGUAGUGCAAAUUUAAGUAUUCCAGGAAAUGUUGCUUCGUCAUCACGGACUGCUCCAAAUCCUCCUGCAUUGAAUCCAUCAUCUGUCUCGGCGUGGGUAUCUCGUCCUAAUCCACAGCAGUAUCCUCGCAGGUUAUCUGAAUAUGUUCGUCGGUCCUUGUUUUCUCCUGGUUCUGAAGGUGGAAGUUCAAGCACCAACUAUUCUUCCUUGCGCGCUCCUUCUGCUUCGUCAGAAUCAAGAGGACCGCCAUCCGGGACGAACCCUGGAUCAUCUCCAUGGUUGGAGAGGUCAGCUGAGAGUGAAUUUGGAGUUCCCUAUACCUUACGAUCUUUGGCUGCUGGUGGUGAAGGAAGUAGUAGACUUGUAUCUGAGCUCCGUAACGUGUUGGGCAUGAUGCGUAGGGGUGGGAACUUGCGGUUUGAGGAUGUUAUGAUUCUCGACCAUUCAAUGUUUUCUGGGAUUGCUGAUAUGCACGAUCGACACAGGGAUAUGCGGCUUGAUGUUGAUAACAUGUCUUAUGAGGAAUUAUUGGCUCUGGAAGAACGCAUCGGAAACGUGAGUACAGGAUUGAAUGAGGAGACCAUUAUGAAACAUUUGAAACUGAAGAAAUACUCAGUUCAUGAAUCAGGUUCUCAGAAUGAUGCAGAACCCUGCUCUGUUUGUCAGGAGGAGUAUAAAGAUGAAGAUGAUAUCGGAUCGUUGGAUUGCGGGCACGAUUACCAUACCGACUGUAUUAAACAGUGGCUAAUGCAUAAGAAUCUGUGUCCCAUUUGUAAGACAACAGGCUUGGCAACAUGAGACUUGUGUCUCAAAUAUUCUAUUCUAUCUUAUUAUAAAGAUAAGAUAAAACAUAGAGGUCAAGAAAACUGGCACAAUUAGUCAGGAAAAUUCUGCUUAAUUGAAGUUGAAUUUCUGGUGCCUUUGUUACUUAUUUAAUGGCCAUUAAGAUUUAGCCAAAAUUUCAUUAUUAUCAUUUUUUGUUUAUUUGGGAAAACCAAUGAUCUCCCGGUUAAAGUGGAACAUGAGAUGAUUGGUGUUGGAUGAAGGAAUAUUUUCUUAACUCUAGUUGAUAAAGAUUGUUUUACAUUUGGGAAA
Messenger RNA from Trifolium pratense (red clover), 2938 nucleotides. RefSeq names its product probable E3 ubiquitin-protein ligase RHG1A. Bases 509 to 2641 code for a protein of 710 amino acids. Gene Ontology annotation, molecular function: ubiquitin protein ligase activity. NCBI's taxonomy places the organism in Eukaryota, Viridiplantae, Streptophyta, Magnoliopsida, Fabales, Fabaceae. The record is from RefSeq and is a predicted model, not a curated record. The transcript is spliced from 6 exons.